This is a messenger RNA of Archocentrus centrarchus (flier cichlid), 1265 nucleotides long. RefSeq lists its product as uncharacterized. The coding region runs from base 359 to 991 and encodes 210 amino acids. Gene Ontology annotation, molecular function: transcription coregulator activity; DNA binding. NCBI's taxonomy places the organism in Eukaryota, Metazoa, Chordata, Actinopteri, Cichliformes, Cichlidae. The record is from RefSeq and is a predicted model, not a curated record. Gene Ontology annotation, cellular component: mediator complex. Gene Ontology annotation, biological process: positive regulation of transcription by RNA polymerase II. The transcript has 7 exons.
CUGUUCACGGUUAGUAAGGGCAGGUAAUAGGUGCUUCAGGGUGAUCGCGCGGUGUUAGAGGGUUAAAGCCCAUCUUUUAAGACUCAAGUGAAUGGGGGGGGGCACUUUAGUGGCAGUGGUUAAGCACAGUUUCUGUGCGUUAUGCAGUGCUAAACAAUCUCCUGAUUCCCUCUCAUAAAGGCUUAAAUCCUUUAUCACCUGUGCUCUUUAUUCAUUAAAAGGCUAAUCUUUAAUUAUUGUGUUGGCAUUAAUCUUCCUCCUUGUCUUCCUCCUCUGCAGCCAACUGUGUUAUUCCUCAGACAGGCAGCUCUCUUUAGACCUGGUCAAUGUUGGUCGCCAGCGCCUGGACUUCCUGCCCAUGCUGGAGCACUCCGGCACAUACCGGGAGACUGCCAUGCACACCGGGACGUUUGCCCAGGAGAUCAUCACACUCGUGCACCUCGUCAAAGAGCAGUAUUUCAGAGGUGAUGGAGUCACCCUGAAUGAACGCUUCUCAGCUCCACAAAAAGGCGGAUACUCUGAAGACGAGAUGGAGGAGCUGACGCUGGACGACGGAUUUGACACAGACCGAGGUUUCAGUUUGGAUAUGGACUCACUGCUAAAUGACGACAAACCUCUGUUCUCUAGACUGGGACCAACACAGGGCUUGAGGCAGCAGCCGGUACGAGGCCCAGGAGACCUGAGGCAUGACCUGGAGAGGAGGCGACAGGAGAAACUGGAAGGGGUCAAAGUUACAAUACCUGGGAAUACCAUGACACAGCACCACCUGGGGCCAGUCAGUGAUCCAGAUGUGGUGUACACUGGCAAGAUGUCUCAGAUGGACCAGAGGAGGCGAGAAGGAAACAUGUCUUUUUCUGUUGUCCAGGGACCGAGGAGGGGGGCUUUGAGCAGGGUGAACACAGGCGCCCAGCGCAGGAACAACCGCUUCGAUAAUCGGAAACAGAACUUCCGCAACGGCUCCGCAGGUCCAACUGGUGAUCGGGCUCCCUGAAGGGUUUCCAGAUUCAUCAAACCGGCCGUUCUCGGGCCGACCUACGUCCAUGUUGACGUGUCGAUUGUGAAGAAGUCUCUGCUCUGGCGGUGCUUUUGCAGGCGGAGGAGCAGACUGAAAGAUGCGAAACACUGAUUUGUGCAGUACCUGUUGGUCCUCUGCUUCUUCUCACCUCAUGUUCUCCUUUGAAACCCUUUCAAAAUGUUUUCAUCGUGUUGUGAAAGACUGAGAUCGUGCUCAUGAAGAGAUCGCUGAAGGUCCUCCACCCACGAUG